Messenger RNA from Solanum verrucosum, 245 nucleotides. RefSeq names its product 60S ribosomal protein L37-3-like. NCBI's taxonomy places the organism in Eukaryota, Viridiplantae, Streptophyta, Magnoliopsida, Solanales, Solanaceae. The record is from RefSeq and is a predicted model, not a curated record. The transcript has a single exon. Gene Ontology annotation, cellular component: ribosome; cytosolic large ribosomal subunit. Gene Ontology annotation, biological process: translation. Gene Ontology annotation, molecular function: structural constituent of ribosome; RNA binding. Bases 6 to 245 code for a protein of 79 amino acids.
GCGUAAUGGGGAAGGGAAUAGGAAGCUUUGGUAAGAGGAGGAACAAGAUCCACACACUAUGUGUGAGGUGUGGAAGAUGGAGUUUCCAUCUCCAAAAGAGCCGUUGCUCUGCUUGUGCUUACCCUGCUGCCCGUAAAAGGACAUACAACUGGAGUGUGAAGGCAAUUCGCAGAAAGAUAACUGCAAUUGGCUGCAUGAUUCGUAACGUCCCUCACAAGUUCAAGACCAAUUUCAGAAGGUACUGA